This is a messenger RNA of Penicillium diatomitis, 609 nucleotides long. RefSeq lists its product as uncharacterized. Bases 1 to 609 code for a protein of 202 amino acids. The record is from RefSeq and is a predicted model, not a curated record. The transcript has 2 exons. Lineage: Eukaryota; Fungi; Ascomycota; Eurotiomycetes; Eurotiales; Aspergillaceae. Gene Ontology annotation, molecular function: iron ion binding; heme binding; oxidoreductase activity, acting on paired donors, with incorporation or reduction of molecular oxygen.
AUGGACGCCAGUCUCAAAAUGCUACCAUUUCUCAAAAACUUCCCCAUGAUCCGAGAUCUGACCCUUGCCGUCCCCCCAUCACUAGUUAUGCGCUUCGAACCCAACGCCGAAGCCCUAGCCCCCCGCCUCUAUCAAGCUCUGCACGACGAAGGAUUCACCUUGAUCUUCGCGGGCGCAAACACAGUCGCAGACUCGCGGCUCAUGGGCCAUUGGCACACGAUGCGGAACCGAGUCCUACUUGCGAAUCUGAGAAGAGAAGUCCUGGCCGUAUGGCCGGACCUCGAGUUUCAGCCAUCCCUGAGCGACUUGGAGUCUUUGCUUUUACUCACGGCGACUCUCAAGGAAUCAUUGCGCCUCAUCCCAUCCGGCGUAUCGUUGACUCGCGUCGUCCCUCCCGGUGACGCCAUCACAGCCGACACGCACAUCCCCGGAGGAACCACCGUCGGCAUGGCGAUAUUGCAUGUCCAUCAAGCCACCGCGGUCGGGGGAGAAGACGUCCUGGACGUUCGACCUGAGAGAUGGUUUGAGAAAACGACCAGGAGCAGUGAGGCGAGGGAUGCUGAGGUUGUCGGUUCGAUGAGCACCCUGAGGAGUGAUCUUGAUCACUGA